CCGACUUUUUCACGCGGAUCUGCGAAACCUCCAGGCUCCAACUACACAAGAGGCCUCACCAUUGCGCGUAUGAAACAUGAAGAUACCAGCUGGGUAGAUGAAGAGGAUCUUGAUCUCGAACAGUACAUCUACGUGGUAGACGAUCCUGAGGCAUCGCUGCGUGUCCCGCAGAACAAGGGUCACGAAGCUAUGGUGUACCUGACUUACGUCAUCGACUCUUACGAUGCUUUGCCAGAGAUAAGCAUAUUCAUGCAUGCGCAUCGAUACAGCCAUCACAACAAUGCGAUACUAGACCACGACGCCGCUGCCAUGAUACGUAACCUCAGUAGCGCAAAGGUUAUACGCGACGGCUACGUGAACAUGAGAUGCAAUCUGGAUCCUGGCUGCCCUUCGAUAUUGGCAUAUCAUGGGAUUUUCGGAGAGGAUAAGAUUUGGAAAUCAGCCAUCGUUGAUUUCUUGCAAGAACUCAAUCCAGAACAGCCUUUACCCAAGCAGAUGUCGCAGCCGUGCUGUGCACAAUUUGCUGUGUCGCGCGAGCGCAUCAGAGAAACCUCGCUGGACCAAUACAUCUUCUAUCGCGACUGGCUCUUGGGGCUUUCGGGAAGCGAUCAUGACACUGGACGAACGUGGGAAUAUCUUUGGCAUUACAUCUUCACAGGACAACAUGUGAGUUGUCCGAACGAGUAUUCAUGCUACUGCGAAGUCUACGGAAUCUGUUUCGAGUCUGUC
Molecule: messenger RNA, 729 nt
Organism: Aureobasidium namibiae CBS 147.97
Lineage: Eukaryota; Fungi; Ascomycota; Dothideomycetes; Dothideales; Saccotheciaceae
Exons: 1
Source: RefSeq, a predicted model, not a curated record